AUGUCGAAGCCGUCGGACCUAGCACCAUGGGAGAGCGCCGUUGCAGGUGCGGCAGGUGCAGUUAUCGCCAAUGCUAUGGUAUACCCGCUUGAUAUUGUCAAGACGAGGUUACAAGUCCAGAUCAAGAAGCGGAACCAAGUCGUAGAGCACACCGCCGAACACCAUCACUACGAGUCGACGUUUGACGCCAUCAAAAAAAUCAUCGAACACGAGGGCAUUCAUGGUCUAUAUUCGGGAUUCCAUGGUGCGCUUCUCGGUGUAGCCUCCACAAACUUUGCGUAUUUCUACUGGUAUUCGGUGGUGCGAGGCCUAUACACAAAAUAUGAGACUACCCCAGGAACGCAUCCGGGCACAGCAGUCGAGUUGGGUUUGGGAGCUGUCGCUGGAGCGAUUGCACAGAUAUUCACGAUCCCUGUUGCAGUCGUCACUACAAGGCAGCAAACGCAGCCGAAAGGCCACAAGAAGGGCUUCUGGGAGACAGGGAAAGAAGUCGUCCACAGCGAGGACGGCUGGAGCGGACUAUGGAGAGGUCUGAAGGCCUCUCUAGUGCUGUGUGUCAACCCAGCAAUCACCUAUGGCGCCUACCAGCGUUUGAAAGACAUCUUGUACCCUGGACGGGACAGAUUACAUCCUUGGGAGGCUUUUCUGCUCGGAGCUCUCUCCAAGUCCCUAGCCACGUUGACCACCCAGCCACUAAUCGUCGCAAAGGUUGGACUCCAAUCCCGGCCUCCGCCAGCCCGCGAAGGCAAGCCCUUCAAGAGUUUUAGUGAGGUCAUGGCCUACAUCAUCGAGCACGAAGGGCCUCUUGCCCUCUUCAAAGGAAUCGGGCCUCAACUAGUAAAGGGUCUGUUGGUGCAAGGUCUUCUCAUGAUGACGAAGGAACGAGUGGAAUUGCUUUUCAUCCUGCUCUUCACUUAUUUCCGUGUCCUCAAAGAGAAGAGAUUGAAGGCUAUUGCGGAGAAGUUGAAGACCAACACAACUCCGUUGACCAAUGGCUUGAAGAGCAGAGCCAUGCCCGUUGCAGAAAACGUGCUGGACAAGGCUAAAGCUGCUAUUCCGGCCAGUGUGAAAUAA
Molecule: messenger RNA, 1074 nt
Organism: Capronia epimyces CBS 606.96
Lineage: Eukaryota; Fungi; Ascomycota; Eurotiomycetes; Chaetothyriales; Herpotrichiellaceae
Exons: 3
Coding region: 1-1074 (357 amino acids)
Biological process (GO): transmembrane transport
Source: RefSeq, a predicted model, not a curated record